This is a messenger RNA of Hypoxylon fragiforme, 1440 nucleotides long. RefSeq lists its product as uncharacterized. Bases 475 to 1101 code for a protein of 208 amino acids. The transcript has a single exon. Lineage: Eukaryota; Fungi; Ascomycota; Sordariomycetes; Xylariales; Hypoxylaceae. The record is from RefSeq and is a predicted model, not a curated record.
CUGACAUACAUACAUUAGUUAAUACCACGGCGCCGAGAACUUUGUUGGUCUUGUCUUUGUCUUGUGUCUCUUUUCUAAAUAAUAUUUUCUCUACACGAUUUGACUUGACCGAGCCCUUGGUAUUUUUUUUGGAGGGGGGUAGUACUCCUUUUUGGUGGUUUUUUUUUUCUCGUUACAUAUCAAAAACCCCUUUCGCUCCUUGGGUUGCCUCUUCAUCAUUCUUGCUACUCGUUCUUCUUCUCUCAUCUAAUUAUUUCCUGUUCGUCUUGCUCUCGGCCCUUUUCUUGUUUCUGCUUCCCAGGCGAGGAUUCUUCUUAUCUCCGGGUAAUCGCCUAACUAUUGGUUAAUUACCUAUUAACGAAAACGGGAAGGAGAAGAACCAAACGUUUUGAUAGAUUUUUAGUCGAAUCAGGGAUUAGUUACCGUGUAGUUACCCGCGUGGCCAAAAAAACAAAAAACAAAAAACAGACCCGAAUGGAGCCCCCCCGGCCCCGACGAUCCCGACCCCGGCGGCCGGCGAACAGCCGGUGCUGGCAGGUGGCGAAGCUCGCGCUGCAGACGACGUCGCUCGCGAGCUGCGCCAUCGUCGUCGGGCUCAGCGCCGCCACCACCUUCGGCGCCGGCUCCGGCCAGGGGUACCUGACGAUCCCGAUCGCCGUCGGCACCGCGCUGUGGACGGUCGCGGAGCUCGUCGCGCUCUGCGUGCGCCGGAAGACGAGCCCGGGGCGCGGCAUACACCCCGGCGCGCACGUCGGCGUGCAGCUGGUCAUCUUUCUGGCAAUGAUCCUGGCGCUGUUCUACUCGUGCACGCUGUGGAGGAGUGUGCAGCGUAGUAUUGUGCCGUGUAAUGAGUGGCUGCCCGAGCCGGGGAAUGCGGGGUGGGUGACGCCGAAUGGGACGGCGUAUGAGGGUGGUGGAUACGAUGGGGAUGAUGAUGACGGUGAUGAUGAUGAUGGUGGCGAUGAUGAGGAUGGCUGGUAUAAUGGCCGGUAUAAUGGCCGCUCGUUUUACUGCCCUGAUAGCUACCGCGCGGUAGUCAACGACCCGGCGUACCGCGGGGCUGUGCAGGCUAUCAUUGCGUUUUGCGCUUUGUUGUGGUGAGUACUUACUUACCUGCAAGAUUCGAUAUCUGCCUACCUAGUAGUAAACUGCUGACGAAGUAUCCCAGGGUCAUCCAUUUCUCGCUCUUCGUGCGCGCGUGCGUCGAGACGCAACGGCGGAACAAUGACGAGCCCCCGCCUGUUAUCAUAUACCCCCAGUCCGCGUGGCCGCCGCAGUACAUGUAUGAUGACGGUCGGUCUGCUGAGGCGCAACAUCAACAUCAACAUCAACACGAUGGCCCCCAACAGGGGGUCCCGAUACAUAUGAAGCACGCGCAUUAUGGAUAACACCGCGCCAUCCAUCAUCACCUCCCGUCCGAUUCUAUGGUGUUCCGGCCGU